CUAACGCACAAUCCUGAAUCACUAUACCAUCACCAACAUCAUAUACAUAGCAGUCUAUCCUACCCUACUGAGUAAGAACACAAGAAGAAAAUGCCCCCAUCACCCCUCUACACCCCCCAAGACGUCCCCUCCUUCAAGAAACGUCGCAACCGUCUCCCCAACACCCGCGCAAAGCAACUCCUCCGUGCCGCAGAGCGCGAUUACAAUGACCCCCCUCCACCACCUGGUCUAGGCGAGUGCUGUGGGAGUUCGUGUGAUCCGUGCGUCAACGAUCUGUGGAAGGAGGAGUUGGCGAUUUGGAGGGAACGGUGGGGGGAUGGGGCGGUUGAAGAUGGAGAUACGAAGGAGGAUGAACAGGGAGACGAGAGUGAGGGGUGUGCGAAGAUGAAGAUGCCAGGGAGUUGGGAGUGGUAGCGUUGGGUUGUUGAUAUGUCGCACGUGUGUUGGGAAGAUAGUGUCCCUCGAUGGUGACGGGAGUUAAUGCUUGGUAUGGCGUAUUGCAUACCUGGGAG
Molecule: messenger RNA, 512 nt
Organism: Aspergillus costaricaensis CBS 115574
Lineage: Eukaryota; Fungi; Ascomycota; Eurotiomycetes; Eurotiales; Aspergillaceae
Exons: 2
Coding region: 91-414 (107 amino acids)
Source: RefSeq, a predicted model, not a curated record